AUGACCGGCGAGGCGUCUUCUUCACGCAGCCGCACCGACUCGCUCUCGUCGCAUCACCACGACUUGCAUGUUUCCCGCAGCACCAUUGUCGACGAAAUUGCACUUCAAAAGCAACAAAACGCUCACUCCCAAGGCGGCGUUGUCACGCCUACAGCACCAACGCAGAUGCAUCCUGCUACAUCUGAACACACCCAGCGCGCUACCGGUGACAAUGCCGAGAGAGACCUGGAAAAGGUUCCACAGGCUGAUCCGUCAACGCUGGCAGAGCAAGCGAGCGACGAGGUGAUCUGGGUCGACUUCCCGCCCGAUGACCCCGAAAACCCGUUCAACUUCAGCCGCACACGCAAAUGGUGCAUCACCAUCCUCGGCGUCCUCUUCACCGCCGAAGUCGCCGCCACCGCCUCGGCCUACGUGCCCGGCAUUGCGUCUAUGGAGCGCGACCUGCACAUCACCAACCACGAACUCAGUCUGCUCGGCAUCGCCAUCUACCCGCUCGGGUUUGCGCUGCCUCCCUUGGUCCUUGCGCCGCUGAGCGAGGUGUUUGGGCGCAACCCGAUGUAUCUGGUGUGUCACCUGUGCUAUACCGUGCUGUUUGUGGGGUUGGGGCGGGCGAACAAUACGGCGACGGUGAUCGUAUUGCGGUUCUUGCAGGGUGCGUUUGGGAGCACGGGGAGCACGAUGGUGGGUGGAACUAUCUCGGAUAUUUGGUCGAGUAGCGAGAGGGGCCAGCCGAUGGCACUGUUUGCAACGGGCGCGAUCUUUGGUACUGGUAUCGGGCCGGUAUGGGCCGGGUGGGUCGAGCAGCGGCAGAGCCUCGGGUGGCGCUGGAUUCAGUACAUUCAGGCGAUCUACACAGGGUUUAUCCUGCUCCUGCUGCUGUUAUUUUUGCGCGAGACAAGGGGGAGCAUUAUCCUGACGCGCAGGGCGGCCAAGAUGCGCAAGACGACGGGCGACCCGCGGUACAAGGCACGGGCGGAGCUCGAGCGCGCAUCGGUGAGCGUGCUGAUCAAGAACUCGCUUACCCGUCCGCUGCUGUUCUUGAUCAAAGAGCCGAUCGUGACGUUCUUCUCGCUCUGGAUUGCCUUCGCGUGGGGGUUCAUGUACAUGCUGCUCAGUUCGAUUGGGCUCAUCACCGCGCAGCAUAGGUACACGCCAGGACAGAAUGGAUUGGUGUUCUUGUCCAUCGCAUGCGCGGGUAUUUUGGGUAAUCUUCUCAACCCACUUCAGGAACGACUCUACCGCAAGUAUUACCCCACACGCGGCCCGGAGGCGAGACUCUAUUUCGCCUGCAUCAGCGCCGUCCUGUUCCCCAUCGGCUGCUUUAUCUAUGCCUGGACCAGCUUCCCGCACACGUCGAUGGCCGGCCCCAUCGUCGGUGUCGUCGUGCUGAUGGUUUCACUCUACUACAUCUACCUCAGUGUGUUCAACUAUCUGGCCGACUCGUAUCUGACCUAUGCGAGCUCCGCGCUGGCCGCACAGAGCUUCGCGAGGAACAUCUUCGGCUUCAUCUUCCCGCUCUUUGCCGAGAAAAUGUACCACAGGCUGGGCUACCAGUGGGCGAGCACGCUGUCGGCGCUGCUCGGCGCCGUGCUCGGCGUUGUACCCUUCAUUCUGUUCUUCUAUGGCAAGAAGAUCCGAGCAAAGAGCAAGAUCAGCCAGGCGCUGCAGAGGCAGGCCGAGGAACAGGCGAGGCGCGACAAGUCGUAG
Messenger RNA from Sporisorium graminicola, 1707 nucleotides. RefSeq lists its product as uncharacterized. Gene Ontology annotation, molecular function: transmembrane transporter activity. The record is from RefSeq and is a predicted model, not a curated record. The coding region runs from base 1 to 1707 and encodes 568 amino acids. NCBI's taxonomy places the organism in Eukaryota, Fungi, Basidiomycota, Ustilaginomycetes, Ustilaginales, Ustilaginaceae. Gene Ontology annotation, biological process: transmembrane transport. The transcript has a single exon.